Molecule: messenger RNA, 1415 nt
Organism: Sapajus apella (tufted capuchin)
Lineage: Eukaryota; Metazoa; Chordata; Mammalia; Primates; Cebidae
Gene: LIPC
Product: lipase C, hepatic type
Exons: 7
Biological process (GO): lipid metabolic process
Molecular function (GO): apolipoprotein binding; triacylglycerol lipase activity
Source: RefSeq, a predicted model, not a curated record
GUCAACUAUGCAUGGCUGAGAAACACUGUCGCAAGCCUGCCUCUUGCGGGGAAGGAUCCAGUGUUAUCCAAGAGCUGGAGAAGGAAGAAGUGUGAGCAGGGAGAGGAAACGAGUGUGACCCUGUCUCUGUCACCUCCUCAGGUGAAUGGCAUACUAGAAAACUGGAUCUGGCAGCUGGUGGCCGCACUGAAGUCUCAGCUGGCGCAGCCAGUGAACGUGGGGCUGGUGGACUGGAUCACCCUGGCCCAAAACCACUACACCAUUGCCGUCAGCAACACGCGCCUCGUGGGCAAGGAGGUUGCGGCUCUUCUCCGGUGGCUGGAGGAAUCUGCUCAACUCUCUCGAAGCCAUGUUCAUCUAAUUGGCUACAGCCUGGGUGCACACGUGUCAGGAUUUGCCGGCAGUUCCAUCGGGGGGGCGCGCAAGAUCGGGAGAAUCACAGGGUUGGAUCCCGCAGGCCCUUUGUUUGAGGGAAGUUCCCCCAACGAUCGUCUUUCUCCAGAUGAUGCCGAUUUUGUGGAUGCCAUUCACACCUUUACCCGGGAGUACAUGGGCCUGAGUGUGGGCAUCAAACAGCCCAUCGGGCACUAUGACUUCUAUCCCAAUGGGGGCUCCUUCCAGCCUGGCUGCCACUUCCUAGAGCUCUACAGACACAUCGCCCAGCACGGCUUCAAUGCCAUCGCCCAGACUAUCAAAUGCUCCCACGAGCGAUCGGUGCACCUGUUCAUUGACUCCUUGCUGCACGCCGGCACGCAGAGCAUGGCCUACCUGUGCAGGGACAUGGACAGCUUCAGCCAGGGCCUGUGCCUGAGCUGCAAGAAAGGUCGCUGCAACACGCUGGGCUACCACGUCCGCCAGGAGCCGCAGAGCAAGAGCAAGAGGCUCUUCCUUGUGACACGAGCCCAGUCCCCCUUCAAAGUUUAUCAUUACAACUUCAAGAUCCAUUUCAUCAACCAAAGUGAGAAGCCAACACAAACAACUUUUACCAUGUCACUACUCGGAACAAAAGAGAAAAUGCAGAAAAUUCCCAUCACUCUGAACAAAGGAAUUGCUAGUAAUAAAACGUAUUCCUUUCUUAUCACGCUGGAAGUGGAUAUCGGUGAGCUGGUCAUGAUCAAGUUCAAGUGGGAAAGCAGCGCAGUGUGGGCCAAUGUGUGGAACACGGUCCAGACCAUCAUCCCGUGGGGCACAAGGCCCCACCACUCGGGCCUCCUUCUGAAGACGAUCAGAGUCAAGGCAGGAGAAACCCAGCAAAGAAUGACAUUUUGCUCAGAAAACACAGAUGAUCUACAACUUCGCCCAACUCAGGAGAAAAUCUUUGUGAAAUGUGAAUUAAAGUCUAAAAUAUCAAAGCAAAAGAUCAGAUGAGAUUUAAUGAAGACUCAGUGUAAAGAAUAAAUGAAUCUUAUUCCUUA